This is a messenger RNA of Syngnathus acus (greater pipefish), 831 nucleotides long. RefSeq lists its product as uncharacterized. The coding region runs from base 97 to 711 and encodes 204 amino acids. Lineage: Eukaryota; Metazoa; Chordata; Actinopteri; Syngnathiformes; Syngnathidae. The record is from RefSeq and is a predicted model, not a curated record. The transcript is spliced from 8 exons.
GCGCCCGCGUAGCGCUGUGGUAAAAAUACACGGGCUGCUGAGUUUCUUUGGCGGGCUUGCGAUCCGAAGUUAAGUCGACAUCUUUGUUCGCCCGCAAUGAAGAUGAGCCGUCGACUCUUCUUGCUAGUUUUCACAGCGGCAAGUGUUUGCCAAGGACAAAACCAAACAGCGACGUCAAGAGACCGCACCUCAGCGGCCCCCACCACGGACGCAUCAACAAGACCAAUGUCGACCCAUCAGAAUCGAAUUUGGACCGAUCAACCUGAUGAGCUGUCAACAUCAACGGGACAAACACCCGGGACACAGAGAGAACCCAAGACACGGAUCUUUAUUGAUCCCGACAAGAAGAAGCUGACCACACCAGCGUAUGACACCAUCGUGGUUUCAACGAUAGCGCUAAAUGUCUCAACAGAGGCGGCGUCCUCCGCGGGCUCCCUUUCUUCCUUGGGUCCCAUCCUCCUGGUGCUGCUGUUACUGAUGAUUGUCAUGCUUCUAAUCAUCCUCUUAAUGCUGAGGAGGUCAUCCCGAAUGUACUCCUUUGACUUACAGCGGACGGCUCCUGGAAACCAUGCAGGGGAUCCUGCGGGCAACUUUGAGGCCCUCAACAUGGAUGACCAAGUGGCCAACAACAAAGCGCCACAAUCAGAGGAGCACGAUACCGUUUUUACAGUGCCACAAAAAGAGACGCACAUAAACCACUCAGACUUCUGACUCCAACCUGGCAAUCCAGGCCCACUGCUGACAAGGAGUCUGACCUAGACCACAUCACCCCACAUGGGACAACACAAGUUUGUGAUUUGUGUGGAAAUAAAAUUUUGUGGCUCCAUCUUA